Molecule: messenger RNA, 2057 nt
Organism: Aspergillus ruber CBS 135680
Lineage: Eukaryota; Fungi; Ascomycota; Eurotiomycetes; Eurotiales; Aspergillaceae
Exons: 3
Coding region: 274-1674 (466 amino acids)
Biological process (GO): intracellular calcium ion homeostasis
Cellular component (GO): endoplasmic reticulum membrane
Molecular function (GO): enzyme regulator activity
Source: RefSeq, a predicted model, not a curated record
AUACAUAUUACUUGCAUUUCCCAGGCAUACGCAAUUUACUUUCAUCGAAGCAAUACCGAAUUAUUUUUCGCUAUUUUUGAACGUCGCCUCUUUCUAUGUUCAAGUACCGCUACAUGGAUGCUACUUCGCCUUCUCCACAUUCCACCCGAUAACAACUCGCCAACAAUAACCACAACUUAUCUAACACUCCAUUGAGGAUUUAUUGGGCUUUCUAAAGGUUCAUAUCCUUUUAUAUUUAUAAAUUUAAGAAAGAGAAAGGGGGAUUAACUCAAGAUGGAUUCAGAUCGCUCACAUUUGUUGGGGUCAGGGGACAACGCAGGUCCUGCGCACGACCACGAUUCUGACGACGAAAUGGCUACCAGUCGCCCGCCCUCAUACCGCCCCGUCGACGGUCAUUCGCAUCAACCAUUACUGAAGGAGGAGCGCCGCGGACGAUUAUCCAAUUCCAGUGACCAUGGCGAUAUCGGAGGCAGGCCUAUGCUGCACCAUGCGUCCAUUCGAACCGAAAGUCCUGGCCAUGAAGCGGAAAUGGCUACUCGUCGGAAAUACACCAUCGCAGCGAUAUUUUUGGUUUUGAGUUUGGUCAGCUUCGUCGCGCAGACCGAGGCGGCGGUUUAUAUUCAGCAUGAUUUGAAAUAUGAUAAGCCAUACCUUAUGCUUUACCUUACGCAUGGCUCUUGGAUUGUUAUCUGGCCAAUUCAGCUCGUCAUUCUUCGGUUCCAGAACCGGAAGCUCUCGUGGGAUGCAUUCUGGCGACGUCAUAUGUACCAGAUCCGGACCACAGCGAGGAUGGCCGAGUUUCAAGAAUUACACCCUAAUCCACAUUACAACCGAUCCAUCAUUCCCUACUUGCUCAGAACAACGGCAUUUGUCACCACUGCUCUUACCAUCGCGGGCGGUUCAUGGUACGUCGCAGUCAACUUGACUACGGCGAGCGAUUUGACGGCAAUUUACAACUGCUCUGCCUUUUUCGCAUACGCCUUUUCUAUCCCUAUUUUGAAAGAUAAAUUGCGGUGGGACAAGGUUCUUUCGGUUGGGGUUGCGAUUAUUGGUGUCCUUAUUGUUGCGUAUGGCCCAGACGAACAUGAGGCGAAGGACACACCGGAUGGCACGAUUGGACAAGCGAAGGAUGAAGCUCAGCACCGACUGUUAGGCAAUAUUCUCAUUGGCAUCGGAAGCGUGCUGUAUGGCCUGUACGAAGUGCUGUAUAAGCGAUAUGCGUGUCCCCCAGAGGGCACCAAUCCGGUGCGCAGCAUGGUAUUUGCCAACACCUUUGCUAGUAUGUUUGCGAGCUUCACUGUGUUCAUCCUGUGGAUUCCUUUGCCUAUUUUGCAUAUCUUGGGCUGGGAGAGGUUCGAAUGGCCCACAGGCGAGGUUGGCUGGAUGGUGAUGGUUUCUAUUAUUUCCAAUGCUACAUUCUCCGGUUCCUUCUUGGUUCUCAUUUCCCUCACAUCACCGGUGCUUUCUUCCGUCGCGGCUCUCCUCACUAUCUUCCUUGUCGCAAUUGUCGACUGGAUGCGCACCGGAGAGGCCCUCUCUCUCGCUUCAAUCAUUGGCGGUAUAUUGAUUAUCGUCGCAUUCUUCCUUCUCAGCUGGAGCUCAUUCCGAGAGAUGAGAGAAGAGCAGAAAAAGAAAUCUAUCGAGGAUGAGAUGGAUUCUGAUAAUGACGACUAGAGGUGAUAAAAGGGAAUAUAGACUCGAUAUAGACGAUUUCGUGAUUCGUUUCCUUACUUUUUCUCUCAUAUUUUUGCCUUGUCCUUUUGUGGUCUGAGUUAUAGCAAGGCGCAAGGCGUGGGCACGUUUUCAAUUAUUUUGGUGUAUGGAUCAUUGUCAACCUGCCAUACCAUAAAGUUUUGUUUCUUUUUCCCCUUCAUACCUUACAUGCUUUCCAUAUUCUUCAUGUAUAUUUGCUUUGCUUACUUUUCUUUUCACUGCUUUUGAAAGUUACAUAUUACAGGAUUUAUAGAGCCUAUGCUGUCUUGUUCACUGCUUUCGCUAGCAGAAGGCAUCAUGUGAUAAUACAAGAUACCCGACGCCGGGAUUUCAAAAUAACCAAC